Molecule: messenger RNA, 1583 nt
Organism: Tripterygium wilfordii
Lineage: Eukaryota; Viridiplantae; Streptophyta; Magnoliopsida; Celastrales; Celastraceae
Product: alpha-L-fucosidase 1-like
Exons: 3
Coding region: 13-1479 (488 amino acids)
Biological process (GO): glycoside catabolic process; fucose metabolic process
Cellular component (GO): lysosome
Molecular function (GO): alpha-L-fucosidase activity
Source: RefSeq, a predicted model, not a curated record
GAGAGCUAAAUUAUGGCCAAUCUAUGGCUCUCUUUGUUGGUGCUCACAUUACUUCAAUUGUCCCAACUUUCCAUUUCAAUAAAGGGGCAAGUAUCAACACCACCAUUACCAAUACUGCCCAUUCCUACGUAUUCCCAGCUGCAAUGGCAACAAAGGGAGCUCAUAAUGUUUAUUCAUUUCGGAGUCAAUACAUUCACGGACAACGAAUGGGGCUCCGGCCACGAAAAUCCCGCUAUUUUCAAUCCAAUUGGUCUCGACGCCAAACAGUGGAUUGAUGCAGCUGCUCAGGCAGGAAUUGAUUUCAUAAUCUUAACUGCAAAACACCACGAUGGCUUUUGCUUGUGGCCUUCCAAGUACACAGAUCAUUCAGUUAUUAAUAGUCAUUGGAAAAAUGGUCAUGGAGAUGUUGUUCAAGAAUUUGUGAAUGCAGCUAAGGCGCAUGGUGGAAUUGAUAUCGGAUUUUAUCUUUCCCCGUGGGAUCGGCAUGAUCCCAGAUACGGUCAUGACUUGGAGUACAAUGAAUACUACGUCUCUCAACUUCAAGAACUACUUAACAAUUAUGGGAGUGUCAAAGAAGUAUGGAUUGAUGGAGCAAAGGGUGCUAAUGAACCAUACAUCACAUACUACUUCAGUGAUUGGUUCUCCAAGAUGAAAGAGUUCCAGAGUUCCAUGAAUAUAAUGUCCGAUGCCGGUCCGGAUUUAAGGUGGCCGGGGAACGAGAAGGGUGUUGCCGGAAGUACCUGCUGGUCUCCGAUCAAUCGGACUUCACUGUCAAUUGGAAAUGCAAGCGUUAUUGGUUAUCAAAACAUCGGGGAUCCGAAAGGGACAGAUUGGAUACCACCAGAAUGCCCUGUUUCGAUCCGACCCGGAUGGUUUUGGCAUAAAUCAGAGUCACCAAAGACAUUAAGCGAGUUACUUGGGAUAUAUUACACUACAGUGGGAAGGAAUUGUGUGAUGUUACUCAACGUGCCCCCAAAUUCCACUGGCCUAUUCCCUGAAACAGAUGUCCAGAGACUUAAAGAAUUUGGAAGUGCUAUUGACACAAUAUUUUCAACCAAUUUGGCUGAGACUUGUAGCGUCAAAGCCAGUGGCCAAAGAGGAGGCAAAGGUGACGGGUUUGCACCUGAAAAUGUGCUAGAUAAUGACCAUUUAUGGACAUAUUGGGCUCCCAGUGAAGAUAAUGAGAGUGAUGAGCAGUGGAUAGAGAUCAGCGGGACAAAUGGAGGGCUGAGAUUUAACGUGGUCAGAAUUCAAGAAGCUAUUGGACUUGGUCAGAGGAUCAUGGAGCAUGAAAUUUAUUUGGACGGUAAAAGAAUUGCCAAUGGAACCACAGUGGGGUACAAGAAGCUUCACAGGCUCGAAAAUGGUGUUGUUCAGGGUCAAACUGUGAGGAUCCUGAUUAUGAAAUCGAAGGGGAUGCCAUUUAUCUCUUCUAUUGGUCUUCAUUUCGACCCCUUUUGGAACCCAAAAGACCAGUGAAUAUCUUUUACUGAAUAAUCCUUACUUAUUCACUUGCAGUGAAAUCCUCAUUGUAAGUAAAUGUCAAAACUGACUUUUUGUUGAAUUGAAAUUGCAAAUUUGAA